Camelina sativa (false flax) is the source of this 1639-nucleotide messenger RNA. RefSeq lists its product as uncharacterized. The record is from RefSeq and is a predicted model, not a curated record. Lineage: Eukaryota; Viridiplantae; Streptophyta; Magnoliopsida; Brassicales; Brassicaceae.
CCUGAGCUGUGUAGUAAGUAUAUAAAUAGUGAUUGUCUCUGUCACUCCCACUUCUCUCCAAACCAAAACCCUCCUUAUUAACUACAUACAUACUUUGCUUUGCUCCCGGCAAAUGCCCCAAAGCUCUAAUUAAAUUAAUGGCUUCCGCUUGCGUUAAAAGUGCCGGUGUUUCGCCGGAAAAGUUCUCUGCGUUCGGAUGGACUAGCCCUCGACUGUCUUUGACCCGAGAAGACAACAACAGACGCCCUUCUUCCUCCGUCGUCGGCAAGCAGCAACAACCUGAUCCGUUACCGGAGAACCAAGAUCCAGUUGUGGAUUUUGAGUUUUGUCUCGAAGAUCCGGUGACAAUGCUCUCCGCCGACGAGCUCUUCUCCGACGGAAAGCUCGUACCUUUGAAGUUCUCUGGUGUCCCCAAGAGUACCACCGAACCAAGAGGAUCACCGGAGGUUCUGAAAUCUUGCCGGAGACUUGAGAUGGAGAUCUCUGACCUCUUCUCCCCUAAAGCCCCUCGUUGUACUACUCGUUGGAGAGAGCUUUUAGGUCUCAAGAGACUUGUCAACAACGCCAAGCCACAAGAAUCUCCUAAACCCACUUCUUCUUCUUCUCCUCCCUCAAACCCCAAAACGUCGUCGUUUAAGCAAUGUCUUCACCGGGGAUCUAAAUCCUCCGCCUCCACCGCCGCCGCCGCGACGUCGCCGCUGCUAAAAGAAUCAGAUAUCUCAGAAUCAAUCUCAAUCGCCUCCUCACGUCUCUCACUCUCCUCAUCGUCUUCCUCUGGCCACGAGAUCGAUGACCUUCCAAGACUCUCGCUUGACCUAGACAAACCAAGUCCUAACCCGAUCGCUCCGUCGCGGACUCAUCUACGAAACUCUAACCAACCGAGAAUCAGGUUAGCUAAACCGAGACGGCAUCAUCCAACGUCGAAUCCUUCCGCUGACGGAUCAUCUUCAGCAUCGGCGAACAUUGAAUCUCGGGGACUCACUGUGACGGCGGAUAGUCCGAGACUUAACGCCUCCGGUAAAAUAGUGUUUCAUGGACUCGAAAGAAGCUCGAGUAGUCCCGGGAGCUUCACCGGCGGACCUAGGAUGAAGCAGCACCAUGGCAUGCCGAGAUCGUACUCUGCUAAUGUCAGAAUCACGCCGGUUCUUAAUGUUCCGGUUUGUUCUCUGAAAUCAGGGCUUUUCUUUGGUCAGCUUUUCUCAUCUUCGUCAUCUUCUUCGUCUUCUUCUCUGUCUCCGGGGAACAAAUCGCAAGUACAGAGCAACGGCAAAAACCGGUCCAAUCGAACCAGGCUUGAACCGAAAUUCGAACAAUUAGAGAAGUAAACCGGGUUAAGUCAGCUGGUAAACCGUUAUGACUUUUGUUUAGGCAGACGGAGUUAGAGGGGGAAUCUUAACGCUUUAGUUUUUGCGGGUUGUUUUGUAAACUUCAGUUUAAUUUGGGGGCAUAAUAUGUAAAUACGGUUUAACAAUUUAUUUUCUCGGUUUAUCGCGUAAAUCAUGAAGUAUUUUUCAUAAACCACAUCGAUUUGAGUUUUUUAACUCGGAAAGACCAAACAAAGCAAUAACAAAUAUUUUUAAUUUCUCUGUUAAACGAUAAAUUCGAUGAAUAUUUUUCUAAAGAAAAUUCUGACCAAAAA